Messenger RNA from Bemisia tabaci, 908 nucleotides. It is a transcript of the gene tko, whose product is annotated as technical knockout. Gene Ontology annotation, molecular function: structural constituent of ribosome. Lineage: Eukaryota; Metazoa; Arthropoda; Insecta; Hemiptera; Aleyrodidae. Gene Ontology annotation, cellular component: small ribosomal subunit; ribosome. Gene Ontology annotation, biological process: translation. The record is from RefSeq and is a predicted model, not a curated record.
GUUAGGUUAUGUGCUAAUUUUAAGUCUGCCUGGCCUGGCCUGGCAAUCAAAUUGUAUUCUUUCUUUCUAAGUUUAUUGAUUUUCACUAUCUUAGCGGCAUUAUAUUACCAUGCGGAGGACAGAAUUCAGUAUAUUUCAAAGUUGCAGUUCCUCUAUGGGAAUCUAAAAGUACCCAUAAUUAUUGUCCUAGACUAACAUUGUGAAACCUGAAUUUAUCUGGCGUUGAAAAUGAACUUCCUUCGGCAAGGUCUCUCGAGAGCUUGGAAUUCGUUCAACAGUUCAAUGAUGUCCUCACUAUCAUCUCCUAUGAGUACCCUUUCUUCUUUCAGUACUGUUUCCGAGAGUAAACCACUAUUGUCGUCAUCCGUGCUACCAUUAUUUAAUUCCAUCAGAGGAGUGAAAGCUGAACACUCAAUUCUCUACUGGAUGCAUAAAACAGGCCCAAUCAAGAAGGUAAGACCAAAUCGUAAUCCGCUGGAUGGGAAUCCAUUUAAGAAAGGUGUUGUCCUGAAAACAUUGAUCAAAAAGCCUAAGAAGCCCAAUUCUGCGAACCGAAAGUGUGUCCUAGUUCGUUUGUCUAAUGGUAAGGAGUUGACUGCUUAUGUACCGGGAGAGGGACACAACUUACAAGAACACAGUGUUGUUCUUGUCCGUUGUGGUCGACUGAAAGAUGUACCCGGUGUAAAAAUUAAAUGUGUUCGCGGUAAAUAUGACUUACCUCAUGUUCAGAAAAAGACUAUGUUAUGAGUUUUUUUCAAAGAUGUUAAAUAGUUUUUUUUAUCUUUCUUACUGUUAAUAUUUUGUUUCUGAUGGAGUGCUGAACACUAUCAGGUUUUCAUUCUGAGUUAUUUCGGGAUUUCUGCUGAUAUCUUCUCAGGAAUAAAGCUGCAAGUGUUUUCUUAUCUUGA